AUGUUGGCUAAGACAGUGGUUCUGGAGAUUUCCUGCAGAGUUUUCCAGAUUUUGGGCCCUUUUAUAUACAUUGACUUUUUACAAAGAUUAAGCCGGACACUGGAAAUAUGCCUCGUAAGAAGCUGUCACGUGUUCCCACUCGGGCUAGACCAACAGUUCCAGAUGACUCCAUAAUUGAGCCAGACAUGGAACUGGAACAAAAGAAAGCGAAGCUCCAACUCCUCCUAGAAGACUUUGAUCAUGAAGUUCAAAAACGUGUUGAACUUAUGGAAAUGGAGACUUCAUCUGUUGUAGAAUCCAUUUGCCGUUUGUACAAGACUGGUCUUGUACGGUAUUCAGAAAAGACGAAAAACAUGUUGUGGAAAGAUUACAUUAAAGAGAAUAAUGGAGAAAAUAGUUCAUCAGUAAGGAACAGUAUUGCUGAUGUGAUCAGCUCUGCUGAUAAUGUACUUCAGUCUGCUGCUAAGAAGCGAGGCCGCAAACCGAAAGUGCUGGGUUGUACUGGGGAUGCCUUUCUUACUCCUGCAGCUGGAACUAGAAGUGUAAGAAUGAAUCGACAGAAAGCUGUUCUGGGUGUAAGCCAAUCUGACAACUUGCUAGUGCCACCCACCACUUCCAGGGUUCUUCGCACGAAGAAAUUGGAUGUAGCAGCAACUCCAGCUAACCAGGGCCUUCCUCAAAGCUUCUCAGCGAUGUUUGUAACACCAAAAUUUGACAUGCGUAACCCACUUGCUCCUGGGACAGUCAGGAGAAGACCCAGAGUUGGUGAAAUUGCAAUGUCUUUCACUGGAUCACCAUUACAAAUAUCACCUGCCAUUAACCAAAAACCUGAGGAUGUGAAGGAAUUUAUAGCAGCAUUUCCAGCUGCUGAUGACGAGGAAUUGGAUGAGGAGACUAAAAAUGAGCUGAAGCAGUUCCAUAAGAAGAUAGGUCAACUAAUUGGAUUUGACAUACACACUUAAGUUACAUUAAACUGUUU
Messenger RNA from Cherax quadricarinatus, 979 nucleotides. The record is from RefSeq and is a predicted model, not a curated record. Lineage: Eukaryota; Metazoa; Arthropoda; Malacostraca; Decapoda; Parastacidae.